This is a messenger RNA of Synchiropus splendidus (mandarinfish), 5508 nucleotides long. It is a transcript of the gene purab, whose product is annotated as purine-rich element binding protein Ab. The coding region runs from base 239 to 1093 and encodes 284 amino acids. Gene Ontology annotation, molecular function: purine-rich negative regulatory element binding; RNA polymerase II transcription regulatory region sequence-specific DNA binding; DNA-binding transcription factor activity, RNA polymerase II-specific. Gene Ontology annotation, biological process: regulation of transcription by RNA polymerase II. Lineage: Eukaryota; Metazoa; Chordata; Actinopteri; Syngnathiformes; Callionymidae. Gene Ontology annotation, cellular component: nucleus. The record is from RefSeq and is a predicted model, not a curated record. The transcript has a single exon.
GCCGCCGGUGGGGACUUCAGCGCUGCGGUGGUGGUGGUGGCUCACGUGUGCUGAAGGGGGCAACUGUCUGCUGCUGCAACUCGCUAGGAACGUUGCAAAAAACUCCCCAGCGCAACUCUCGCCCCGCACAGCAACACCGAGCGCGUGUUCUCGCGAGAGCAGUGGCGGCGGUGUGACGGGCAGUGAGGCUGCAGCAGGCAGAGGGAGACGCUGGAAGGUAACGCAGGGAGGCAGCAUCAUGGCGGACAGAGACAGUGGCAGUGACCACGGCGGGCCACCCACCGCAGGCCCCGGCUCGCUGCCCGCCGGCGCCAUGGGCGCCAUGUCCCGGCUGCAGCACGACACCGAGGAGCUCGCCUCCAAGCGCGUUGACAUCCAGAACAAGCGCUUCUACCUCGACGUCAAGCAGAACGUGAAAGGCCGCUUCCUGAAGAUCGCCGAGGUCGGCGCUGGAGGAAACAAGAGCCGCCUGACGCUCUCCAUGUCGGUGGCGGUGGAGUUCCGCGACUACCUCGGCGACUUCAUCGAACACUACGCCCAGCUGGGCCCCAGCAACCCGGACAUGGUGCAGGACGAGCCGCGGCGGGCGCUCAAGAGCGAAUUCCUGGUGCGGGAGAACCGCAAGUACUACAUGGAUCUGAAGGAGAACCAGAGGGGGCGGUUCCUGAGGAUCCGGCAGACCGUGAAUCGGGGGCCCGGGCUGGGGAGCGCGCAGGGCCAGACCAUCGCUCUGCCGGCUCAGGGGCUCAUCGAGUUCCGCGACGCUUUGGCCAAACUCAUCGACGACUACGGCGUGGACGAGGAGCCGGCGGAGCUGCCGGAGGGCACCUCGCUGACGGUCGACAACAAGCGCUUCUUCUUCGACGUGGGCUCCAACAAGUACGGCGUGUUCAUGCGGGUCAGCGAGGUGAAGCCCACCUACCGGAACUCCAUCACGGUUCCGUGCAAAGUCUGGUCCAAAUUCGGCAGCACCUUCUGUAAAUACGCGGAGGAGAUGAGGAAGAUCCAGGAGCGGAGUCGAGAGAAGCGGGCCUCGGAACUGCUACCUGAGGGCCCGCACGGCGGAGGAGGAGACGACUGCGACGACGACUGACGGGGAUCCCCCCCCCCUCGUCUCUCUCUCGCUCUUUCUUUUUUUUUUCCUUUCCGUUUUUGGGACGAGAGACGAAUCAAGAGUGUAAAUUAGAGAUCGAAAUUCCGAGGGAAGCACCCCCCCACACACACACACAGGGCAGCAGCCCAGCUGUCUCCUCCUUCAUUUGACUGGAUGUCACCCCACUCUCCACGUGUGUAACAGUCAGCGCUGCUAUCAAGGACUGAACUGUAAGAUAUGAACUGUUUCCUACUUGAGUUCAAUGACAAUGAGCAUAGUGUUUCUAUCGACGCGACAGAUUUGCACACAUCAGAGCUAUUUAAGAAGAAUAUUUCAUUUUGUUUGGGAAUCCAGAUGAAAUCCCGAGGCCUGGCAUUUGAAGUGAUGAAUACAGAGCAAUUACCUGACAUCAGCACAAAGGUCUUAUAUAUAUAUACAUGUAUACAUACAUACAUACAUAUAUAUAUACACGUAUAUAUAUUACAGAGUUCUUUUCAAACCAAAAAGCUGGAACGUUGCAGAUGGAGGCAGAUUAAAAGGCUCUGUUAGCUUGUGGAAAAAAUUGCGAGGCUUUCUUUCACACAGUCCUUGAAAAGUGACGAUCGAGUCUUUAAAACAAUUCAAGCCUUGCUGUGCACCUCAAACUAGCAGGGUCUCCCAGCUACUGUAGUCAAUAUCAGCCCUCUUGCACCAUAGAAACUUCAACGGAAAAAAAGUGCUAACUUAGAUGUACUAAUUAUGAUUUUGUGAAUCAGCUGUAUACAAUUCCUUAUUAAGAUGCCCACGUUUUCUGUGGGUUAACGUUUUCUCUAUUUGUUUUAUUUCCGUUGGGAGCGGUUGGGUGUGGGAUACUAAAGGUAACGGACCAUUUUUGUUGUUGUUGUUGUUGUUGUUGUUGUUGUUUUGGAGCGCGAUGUGUCAGACCCAAACAAUGGCAGUGCAAACAAAGCGACUCGGCUAACACGUCGGCUGCGACGUUCUUACAACCCGUGCCUUAUACACUCCACUCGUUUACGUGUACUCACGUGGAUGGUCCGUGACCUUGACCUGUAGGCUUUCAUUUACGAGUGCCGAUAUGAAGGCGGAAUUCCGAACGUGCCCCUGAAGCACACGGGUGGCAACUCCACGGAUGACGCCGAGCCUGCCCAUCGCUGCCACUGGCUGAGUGAAGCUUCAAAAUCAUGUGAUGCAGCACUUGUGGUGAUUCAUCCUGAGAUGUUGCUCGCACAACAUAUGCACCGUGAUGCUGGGAAAAGAAGGGCCCGUGGGAUGACCUCAGAUCUAGACCGAUGAAGAGGAAGCUGCCGUCCAUGCAGCAGUCCUGAGUACAGUGCGGUGGAUGUAGAGGCCUGACAUUGCCCAGGGCCCAGGCGGCGUCGAUCUCUUUAUGGUGCUACAGCCCCUUGAUCGCCCCUUCAUGGGGCGAGACGCUCAACGUCAUACGUCACUUUUGCAUUACUGUUCUUCACAUUUGUUUUCUCCACUUUGUGUUGUUUGAAACGUGUCGGGCCCCUGCUGCCCCGGCAGAGCGGAGACAGCUAUCGGCCAGGACGUUUCAUAUCAGUGUGCAAUAUUGUGUGCGCGCCGGUGGAGGCGCCGCAUCACAUGUACAGACCAUAAAGACGUGAAAUAUGUACAGGCUAUGUGAUCGGUAGAAGCAUGGAGACAAAGAGGUUAUUGAACCUGCAUUGUGUUACUGAAAUGCGAAAAGUCUUUCUUCUCGGGCUCCAAGUAAAACGAAAAAAAAAAAAAAAAAGUAGUGAGGUAUGUUUUCCGUCGUCUCUCGGUACGUGUCGACUAGUGCGGGUGUUGUGCGUGUCAGUCCCCCAGUUCCCCCUUUCCACACAACCCCUGACUGUCUCCGCUGUGGCACACACUCAACCUUAGGGUCUCGUCCCUCCCCGCCCCCCUUGCUGAGGCCCCUUCAGGGAGCAGGAAGCCUCUUUAGGCCCUACUGGAAUUGACUUAACACAAUCUGUCCUCAACACAAUGCUUCCUGGCUAAAGCUGUGCGUGAGUCAGUCAUUUGAUAACUAUAGCGGUUAUAACUUCCUUCCUGAUGCACGUCCCGUGAUCAGGACUCGGCGCUGUGAUUGGUCGCUCCUCUACCGAGGUGUGUUGCGCCUGUCUUAUGUAACACCGGCCGCCCCUGGUCUUGGUGAAAGGCCUGAAAAAGCCUGGCACCGAGCCAGAGUAGCCUACAGUGACCUCUGACCUUGGCCGGCCCUCAUGCUCCUCCACCGAAGCUCUGACAAGCCACCUUUGUGCCCGGCGAAGCACAACGAGGUCGAGCCGAGUUCAUCUCGAGUUCAUCGCGGACUCACUUGUGAUGCUGCACUUUUUCAUUAGCAUUGAGUUGCUAAAGGGUUCUCUCACUCUGCACGGCGACUGGAACACACUUCCCUGACGUCGCUUCAGUGAUGCGCACCUCAUUUUUGCUGCUUGUUUUUGAAACUACGUUUACAUGGCAGACAAUAUUCCCACAUGUCAACACAGUGGGGUGAUCCACGACAGAGUAUGAGCACCCGGUGCUACGUGGACGGAUCUGUUGAGCAGAUCUAAACUGAGAAGGCUACAGUUGAAUAUUUAUGACACUGCAUUAACUACAUCGACUUGCAACGCUGUUGUGUGUUCUCCUUAGUUUUGCUCUUUGCACGACUGGUGGGAGACGAUUUCAAUUGUGUUUCCAAAUAUUACAUGGAGCAGUUUGACAGUAUUGUGCGUCUGACUCGAUAGGAUGCGCUUCCGAGGGCGAGGGGAGUUUUGUGACCUCAUUCGCUGCAGAAGGUGAAUAAACAUUGAGACCCAUGUGUGAAGAACUCCAUCAGGCCUGCAGGUGGCGCUGUCCUCCGUGUAUCUGUCCACUAACGUGCAGCUGUAGGAGGUGAUGGAAAUUCUAUUUUUGUGAACUUGAGUAGCCAUGGUAGCAAUCCCAGUCUCUUUUGAAUGUGUUUCAUUUGCAGCCGUACUUUCCUCACGUGUCGAUCGGAGCUCAACACACAACGAUGCAGCAGCUGUGGCUUGCAUGUUGUUCAAUUGCGAUUGCUAUGAUGGCUACCGCUGUCAUGCCGACUCUGUAUGCACAGUCCAAGCUUCCGUUUUUGGAUUGACACUUCCGCUACGCCGGACUGGACUUCCAGCACGGGAUCGAGUUCAGUGUCCAUCUAGAGGCGCGAGCAGGGCACAGGCGCCGUGCGGCCACGAGUGGGAGUUUCAGGGGUGGGGUUGAUGCACAAUGAACAUAUCCCAUGACACCGUGUGAAGCCCUUUAUCAUCCCACACCAGACAAUGUGUUGUAACUUUCAAACUAUUUUAUCUGUGGUGUGUGUGUGUGUGUGUGUGCGUGCGUGCGUGCGUGCGUGAGUGUGUGUAUAUAUAUAUAAAUAUAUAUAUAUAUAUAUGGUUUGUUAUAUAUGAAGCUCCUCCUUUCAGAAAAAAACAGUGUAAAAGAGGAAAAAUGUUGCUGUUUUUUUCCUUUGUAUUUUAUACUUACAGAAAGCAUUGAAUAAAAAAAUACUUGCACUUUAGAUAUAUUAAGAAAAAUCUGCAUAUUAUUUUUGAUAGGGAUCUCACAUACAAAGAGUAUAAAUAAAUUACCGGCUUUGUGACGUUUGCUGGACAGAGAUGUUCUACUUAUUGAAGUAUAUUUUGUCUGUGUGUCCGAAGGUUUACUUAAGUCAACUGCAUGAUGAAUUAGUGCUUCUUUUUCUCUUUUCUUUUUUCUUUUCUUUUUUUCCUUUAACUUGCUAAAACUGUCUGAAAACUGUGAUAACAACCCUUCUGGUUUCAUUUCUACCCCCCCCCACCUCAGAUGAAAUUUGCCUUUUUUUCCCCCCUGACUCCAUGACGAUGGUGCUUACUUUGGCUUCGAGCUCAUGACAUCACCGUAACUUGCGUCCGUACGGAUUUCUGUUCAUGUGAUCUCACAACCUUAUUAAAUUUCUGUUGAUGGCAAAAAAAAAGUGUGCUGUUUUGUACAUUGCUGUUUGCUUUUAAUGUCGGGGGAGUCUUGUUGUCUGAAAAUGACUAAUCGCGCAAUAAAAACGUCAUUCCACGUGUGCCAGUCUCUGCUCAACUGUCUGUCCGUGUCAGCAGGCGGGUGCACGGAUCCUGCGACGCUUUGGGGCCGCUGAAUUGUACGGCAGCUCGUGAUGGAACCGUGCUUAUUACAGAUGCAUUACAUGGUACUUACAAGUUUGUUACGAACAAGAAGGUAGUACAAAAGUGAACAGUGAGCUUGCCCUGUUAGGCGUCUUAUUGCCGUGGACUGUGGCCUCUGAAGGAGGAGAGUUUCAGCCUUCUCCACCAACCCCAGCACGCUCCUCCCGGGUCCUCGGCUGUUGCUUCCUGUGAGGUCUCUUGUUCAGACCAAAGUUCUGUCUGUCUUGACUGUAUUCAUGCGGCACUCAUGAGGUC